This is a messenger RNA of Dromiciops gliroides (monito del monte), 774 nucleotides long. It is a transcript of the gene PAX4, whose product is annotated as paired box 4. Lineage: Eukaryota; Metazoa; Chordata; Mammalia; Microbiotheria; Microbiotheriidae. The transcript is spliced from 8 exons. Gene Ontology annotation, biological process: anatomical structure development; regulation of transcription by RNA polymerase II. The record is from RefSeq and is a predicted model, not a curated record. Gene Ontology annotation, molecular function: RNA polymerase II cis-regulatory region sequence-specific DNA binding; DNA-binding transcription factor activity, RNA polymerase II-specific. The coding region runs from base 1 to 774 and encodes 257 amino acids.
AUGCAGCAAAACGGGAUCAGUAGUGUGAAUCAGCUAGGGGGGAUCUUUGUGAAUGGGCGACCUCUGCCCCAGGGUACCCGGCAGCAGAUUGUGAAGCUGGCAGUCAGUGGAGUUCGGCCCUGUGACAUCUCCAGAAGCCUCAAGGUAUCUAAUGGCUGUGUGAGCAAGAUUCUGGGGAGAUACUACCGCACAGGUACCCUGGAACCCAAGGGCAUUGGGGGAAGCAAGCCUCGCCUGGCUACACCUCCUGUGGUAGCUCGUAUUGCCCAGCUCAAGGGUGAGUGCCCAGCUAUCUUUGCCUGGGAGAUCCGUCACCAGUUAUGUGCUGAAGGGCUCUGCACCAAAGACAGGACACCCAGUGUCUCCUCCAUCAACCGCAUUCUGAGGGCCUUACAAGAGGACAAGAGGCUUCCCUGGGCCCAGCUCACACUGCCAGAUUUCCCUGCUCCAGGUCUCUACUUUGCCCAGAGUGGUUCUGAGACAGCCCAGGAGACUAAGCCAGGCACACGUCAGCGAAAUCGAACUGUCUUCUCCCCAUAUCAGGCUGCUGCCCUGGAAAAAGAGUUCCAGAGAGUACAGUAUCCUGAUCCAGCUACCCGGGGGAAGCUAGCUGCUGCCACCUCUCUGCCUGAGGCUACAGUAAAGGUUUGGUUUUCCAACCGAAGAGCCAAAUGGCGAAGGGAAGAGAAAUCGAAGUGGGAAACUCAAUUCCCAGGUGCUUGCCCCUUGAUCCUGAACUCUCCAGGUAUUCUAAGUCCACACUCCGUGUUCUGA